CACACCAAAGACAGUGUCUCUGCUGUGACUGUGUAUCACUUCAGAUGCUCAGACAGAAUUAAAAAUGCGCUCCUCCGCCCUGUCACCAGCGUGCUGUGCGCAUUUCUCCUUGACGAGCGCGCCUUCCCACAGCAUGGUGCUCGGACUCAGAGGCUCGGCACUGUCUUCAUGCAUUACCGUGUAGAAAGAAAAGAGAGGGAAAAAAAAGAAAGAAAAGAAAGAAAACUCUCUCGGACGCCUAAUUAAGACAAAGCAAGACCACACGCGGCGGCGCGCAGCACCUGUUCCCAACCCCUUCACCGCAGAGAAGAUGCAGGAGGCCACCCAGCGAGGCUCUCAGCGGGCCUUCAGCGUCCUGGAUCGUCUGCUGAUCACACACCCUGUGUGGCUGCAGCUGUCACUCAACCAAGACUCCGCCCUCUACAUCCUGCUCAGAGAGCCCAUUGGGACUUUCUUGGUGCGGAAAUGCAGCUCCAGCCAGAGGAAGGUGCUGUGUUUCAGAGCGACGGCGGACAAAAGUGCCUCCUCUGUUAAGGAGUGCUUCAUCUGUGAAGAGGACUCCACGUUCGCCUUGGAGAGCUCAGCACUCAGCUUCCCCGACCUGUGUCGACUGGUGGCCUUCUACUGUAUCAGCAGAGAUGUGCUGCCCUUUCCGCUGCAGCUUCCAGAGGCCAUCGCCAGAGCCACAACACACAGGCAGCUGGAGGCCAUCUCACACAUGGGACAAGACUUCUGGAGUGCGCCGAGUGCCUCAGAGAUCCAGAACGGGCCAAUGGUUGCAUCAACCAGCGACAGCAAGGUCCAGACAUCCUUCAGCCCGGACCAGUUUGCCCUGCUGACCCGCAGCGGACAAGGCAAACUCUGCUUCAUCAACCCGCUCUUCCUACAGCUGGAGGUUUGCAAGCAGCCACAACUCGUAAACCACAGUGCCUCCAAUAAGCGGCACCGCUUCAAGCGCAGCAUGCGGCUCCGGCUCUCGGAGUCCUCCAUGAAUCUAUCCCUGGAGGGGAUCGGCUCCUACUCACCGUCCUCUUCGGGGGAGCAGACCGGCGGGUCGGAGAGGCUGCAGAAGGCUGGAGCCAACCCGCAGAGGAGAGUUCACGCCGGGGCAGGGGUCCUGAGGAGAACCCCCGCUGUGUCACCGGGCUCUGCAGAGGAAGAGGACAUGAUGUCCGUCUAUGUGCCACAAACAUCUGCAAAGGCGGAGGAGCCCCCACAGCCCCAGCAGACCGCCCAGGCAGGGGAUCCAGGCAUCGAGGUGGCAGUCCUGGCCCUGGAGCGCCGGCCGGCUCCGUCCCUGGCCGAGCUCGACAGCAGCAGCUCCUUCAGCAGCAUGGACGAGGACAAUGACUCAGAUUCCGAUCCAGAAAGCAUGGCCCAGUCCAAAACCUACAUACCGCGCCCGCCGCUUGUGCGCUCCCGAGGCCGCGGCGGGCUGCACCGCAUGAGCGAGGCGUUCGUGUGCUUCUUCGCGCCGGACAAGAGGCUGACGCGGCUGGUGGAGGAGCUGUCCAGAGACCGGCGCUCCACGUUUGGGGGAAUGGUUCAGGACUUCCUCCUGGAACAGAGAGAGGCGCUCAAAUCCCUGGCUUCCUCCUCUUCGUCCUCUUCCUCAUCACGGGUGACCUCUGUGCAGCUCCUGCAGGGUCUGCGUCUGUUUUUGUCCCAGGCGAAGUGCUGCCUGCUGGACAGUGGAGAGCUAGAGCCUCCGAUUGAAACGCUGGUGCCUGAAAAUGAGAAAGCCCUGGCACUGGAGCGAGCCAUGUUCUCCUGCGUGCUCCGGCCUCUGAGGUCCCAGCUUGACAAAGCGCUGGUCGAGCUGCACAGUCAGGACGGCAGCAGCCAGCGCCUCACCCAGAACCUGCUCCACCUGAAGGGGGACGCCGCCAUGGAGCGCCUGGGCGUGCGGACGGGGGUUCCCGACAGCCGCGAGGUGGAGAGGGUGAAGCAGAAGCUGAUCCUGAUGCAGAGGACGCACUCGCCCAUCGACAAGGUGCUGCUGCUGCUGCAAGUGUGCAAGUGCGUCCAGAAGGCCAUGGGCUCCUUAUAUGGACAGGAAGUGAGCUGGGACGACUUCCUGCCGUCGCUGUCUUACGUCAUCGUGGAGUGUAACAGGCCUCACAUCCUGAUCGAGGUGGAGUACAUGAUGGAGCUGCUGGAGCCGUCCUGGCUCGGAGGAGAGGGUGGCUACUACCUGACCAGUGUGUACGCCAGCCUGUGUCUGAUCCAGAGCCUGGACAAGGAGAAGUCCAUGUCGGGCUGCCUGAUGCCGGAGGCCCAGGAAGCGUUGAAGGAGUGGAGCUGCAGGCGGAGCCGAGAGGCCCAGAGACAGAAGGAGAGCAUGCAGAGCCAGAGGUGCGUUCGGAUACUGUUCCAGGACGGGGAGCGGAGCGCUGUGCGGACGUUGCAGUGGAGAGCCGGGGAGACCAGCGAGGCCCUGGCGCAGCUGUGCGCCUCCACCUUCGGAGUGUCCGACCCGCAGCAAUACACCUUGUACUGGCGCAGCGGCGGCGAGAUGAGGGCCCUGCCGCCCCAGGCCCAGCCCCAGGACCUGGCCAGCCACAGUGAGGGAGGCCCCUCGCUCUCCUACCUGAGGACCGACCACGACUUCAGCAAGAUGCGGCGGCUCACCAGAGGUGGCGCCGUGGACCUGAGCGAGUCGGUGUGUGAGGAGUGAGUGGGAGGCAUGGAGGAAAAGGAGGGAGGAGGGAGGAGGAAGAGGAGGAGGAGGAGGGAGGAGGAGGAGAUGGAUGGUUGCUCUCGCUUUCUCUUUCUCUCUCUUGUUCUGUCUCUUUCUCUCCGGCGGUGUGUUGUGUCUCGUCGUGGGUCAGGACUUGUUGUGACAAACUUCAGCCCUUCUCCAGACUAGGAGCAGACCUUAAGCGGUAAACUCUUCCCUGAACGGACCAACAUGCAGAGCAGAGCAGGACCAACAUAGGGACUGCUGCCAAAAAGUUGUACUAUGUACCACUCAGUGUGGCUGCUGGUGUAAAGGGGUGUACUUAUUUUGUGACAUGGAAAAAUGUGUAAUUAAUGGAUUUGGUUGUUAUUUGAAACCUGAGCCCAGAGUUAUGCCAUGAGGGGAUUACAUCACUCAAACGUGAGGAGGCUCAAAUCCAAAGACAAAUUCUGUGAGACUACUGUUGCCUGGAAACAAAAUCACUUCCUGUACGCACACAAGAAGGCAAAUUGUCCGCCGUGCUGAUGUAACCCUUUCACAGUAUAGUUCUGGGCUCAAUCUAAAAAAGACACUUGGAUGUUUUAUUGCUUCACUUUUAUGUGUAAAAGUCUGCAGAUCUUCGGACGGAGCCGUUGUUUUUGAAGGGUCUGGGGAACCUUUUCUGUGGCCCCGCCCCCCCUUUGGAAUACAGUUUGAAAAAAAAAACAAAACAAAAAAAAGGUGAGAUGUGUUAUAGCCAAGACCAAACCUCAAUACCAAAGUGACAAAAAAAGAACAGAUAACGAGAGGCCAUUUUGUGUUUACUUUGAAAGAGAAUCAGGUUUACAAGCUCGAGAGAGGCUUUCAAUUUAUUUUUAGAAUCACCCACAGAGACAAUUUUAUUUUUUGCUUUUGUGCGGAAAAAAAAAGCACAGACUCUCCUCCCUGCUCGCGUAUUCUAUUAAGUGUUUUUUGGCAGGUGGAGUAAUGAGCGAGUAGGAGGGAAGUGAUAGAAAAGCAUCAGCUCUCUGUUUUUAAAACCGCGUGAGAAAAGAAAAAAAAAGAGAAAGAAAGACAAAAACAACAUCACAUCGACGCACCAAGACGACCUGCAACAGAUUUACUGAAUGACUUGCGAAUGUAUUAAAAAUCUUUUUCUUUUUUCUUUUUUUUCUUUUUUUUUGCCGUGUCAGACUUUAAUCCCAUCACAACCCCUCACCGCUUUUCAGUUCAGCUGCUUCUCUUGGCCGCACUGUACUGACAACACUGCGUUUUACGACCUGGACCGAGGGGACAGUCGCAAACCAACAAACCAGGACCUCGCGGUGACUGGUCGAAUGUAAAUGUACAAAGGUCACCAGCUUUCGGGUGACUCCUGCUGCAAGUCAUCACCACCAACUGACUGUUCAAACUCAGUGUCAUUACCAGUUAUCAUGUUGUGUAUUUAAAA
Acanthopagrus latus (yellowfin seabream) is the source of this 4109-nucleotide messenger RNA. Its product is annotated as ras and Rab interactor 2. The record is from RefSeq and is a predicted model, not a curated record. Gene Ontology annotation, biological process: vesicle-mediated transport. Gene Ontology annotation, cellular component: cytosol; endocytic vesicle. Gene Ontology annotation, molecular function: guanyl-nucleotide exchange factor activity; small GTPase binding. Lineage: Eukaryota; Metazoa; Chordata; Actinopteri; Spariformes; Sparidae. Bases 311 to 2677 code for a protein of 788 amino acids. The transcript has 12 exons.